UCUACACCUUUAUCACCAGUAGGACCCUUCUCCUUUUAAAUAUGGCUCCUCUCAUGUCCCUCUCCCUUAACCUGAGCUUUUUAAUUUCCCCCACAGCUGCUCUGCCCUCUUCCAUCCUCCAUUAGCAGAAAAAGAAAGCUUUUCAACCCUCAACUUGCUGUAAAUCAAGCUAACCCAAAAAAAAUCAGAAAAAAACAAAAAAAUGGAAGAAGGCUAUGAAGGAGAGAGAUGGAUUGGCUAUGUGGAUUGGAGAGGAAGACCAGCUCUGAAAAGAAAACAUGGAGGAAUGGUUGCUGCUUCCUUUGUCUUAGCGGUGGAGAUAAUGGAGAAUCUGGCUUUCUUAGCCAAUGCGAGCAACUUGGUCACCUACUUGGAUGGCUUCAUGUACUUCUCGCCUUCUCGCUCCGCAACCGCGGUGACAAAUUUCAUGGGCACAGCUUUUCUCCUCGCUCUGCUCGGCGGAUUCCUCUCCGAUGCCUUCUUCACCACCUACGUUAUCUACCUCAUAAGCGCUUUUAUCGAGUUCUUGGGACUAACAAUCCUCACAAUCCAAGCGCGGUCUCCGACCCUAAAACCACCACCUUGUUCCUCCGCCCCCCUCUCCUCCUGCCAAGAAGCCACCGGCUCCAAGGCCGCAAUGCUCUUCGCCGGACUCUACCUCACCGCUCUCGGUAUCGGCGGCAUAAAAGGCUCCCUCCCAUCUCACGGCGCCGAGCAGCUCGACGAAACCACCGCCUAUGGCCGAAAACAACGCUCCACUUUCUUCAACUACUUCGUCUUCUGCCUCUCCUUAGGCGCCCUCAUCGCAGUCACCUUCGUCGUCUGGAUCGAAGACAACAAAGGCUGGCAAUGGGGCUUCGCUAUCUCCACCCUCACCAUCUUCCUCUCCAUACCCACAUUCCUCUCUGCCUCUCCAAUUUACCGCAACAAACUCCCCGCCGGAAGCCCCCUCACCAUAAUCGCCAAGGUAUUCCUCGCCGCCAUCUUCAACUCUACCUCAAAUCAAAGCCACUGCAAUGCCGUCGUUGAUCUUGCCGCCAGCUCCGCCGGCAACAAUGAAGCGGUUAUUAAACAGCCAGGUUAUCAAUCAAUCAAUCAAAUCGUUUCACUAACCAAAGAGCUCAGAUUUCUCAAUCGAGCCGUGGAUUGUUCGCCGGCGCAUAAAGCGCUGACUUGCAGUCAUGGGGAAGUAGAAGAAGUCAAAAUGGUGGUGAAAAUUCUUCCAAUUUUUCUCUUAACUAUAAUGCUCAACUGUUGCCUGGCUCAGCUCUCUACUUUCUCAGUGCAACAAGCAGCAACAAUGGAUACUCGGGUGGGCGGGCUCACUGUCCCGCCGGCCUCCCUUCCUGUUUUCCCUGUGAUUUUCAUAUUAGCUCUUGCACCAUUAUACGACCACUUCAUCAUCCCUGUGGCCCGCAGAUUCAACAGAACCGAAACAGGGAUAACACACCUCCAAAGAAUCGGGAUUGGGUUGGUGCUCUCUGUCGUAGCAAUGGCUACGGCGGCGCUGGUGGAGGUGAAGAGGAAGAGGGUGGCGGAGCAAUCCGGUUUGGUUGACUCAGCUGAACCGCUGCCUAUAUCCUUCUUCUGGGUGGCGUUGCAGUAUCUGUUUCUCGGCUCUGCGGAUCUGUUUACGCUUGCGGGAUUAAUGGAGUUCUUCUUUACGGAAGCGCCGGCAGGGAUGAGGUCGCUCGCGACGUCUUUGUCGUGGGUAUCGCUGGCCAUGGGGUAUUUCUUGAGUUCUGUGCUGGUGUCGAUUGUGAACAGAGCAACGAGUCACGGCGGCCAGCAGCCAUGGCUGGCCGGAAGUAAUCUGAACCAUUAUCAUCUGGAGAGGUUCUAUUGGCUCAUGUGUGCUCUCAGUGCGGUGAACUUUGGGCAUUAUUUGUUUUGGGCGAUUAGGUAUAAGUAUAGAUCGAAGGAGGAGAUGCUAAUGUCUGAAAGAUGAAGUUUAGGUUGAAUAUUUGAUUAAACUUAAUGGAAAUGGGGAAUGUUAUGUGGUUUUGAAAUGAUGAUGGGGUGUCAAGUUUUGGCCUAAUGGCAUUCGGGAAAGAGAGGAGGAGCUUUUUUACUUUGAAAUUUUGUUGUUGUGUGUUGUACGAAGUGGUUCAAGUUGCUAUAUGAUUUUGCAAGGAAUGGAUUACUUU
Molecule: messenger RNA, 2147 nt
Organism: Phalaenopsis equestris
Lineage: Eukaryota; Viridiplantae; Streptophyta; Magnoliopsida; Asparagales; Orchidaceae
Product: protein NRT1/ PTR FAMILY 4.6
Exons: 5
Coding region: 203-1948 (581 amino acids)
Biological process (GO): transmembrane transport
Cellular component (GO): membrane
Molecular function (GO): transmembrane transporter activity
Source: RefSeq, a predicted model, not a curated record